AUUGAUCCAAAUGGAUAUGGACGGAUUGAGGCGAUGGAUGCUGCAAGAUUUCUUAAGAAAUCCCAGUUGAGUGAUGUUAUUCUGAGUAAAAUAUGGGAUAUGGCUGAUCCACAAUCGAGAGGUUCUUUAGACAAAUCUGGCUUGUUUGUUGCACUCAAAUUAUGUGCAUUGGCACAAACAGGAAAGGAUUUGAAUAUAUCUAAUCUAAGCCUAGAAUUGCCACCACCGAAGAUGGGAGACAUCCCAGUCAUUCCACAGAAGGUUAUGACUAAUGCUUUGCCUGUAAUAACAUCUGUCAAUAAUGGAGAUUGGUCAAUUAAUCCUACAGAACGAGCGAAAUACGAUCAGCUUUUUGACAGCUUACAGCCAUCUAAUGGCUACAUAUCUGGAAAUAAAGUAAAAGGUGUUCUUAUGGACAGCAAACUUCCCUUAGAUACUCUUGGUAAGAUUUGGGACUUAGCAGAUAUGGACAAGGAUGGUAUGCUGGAUAGACACGAAUUUGUAGUUGCUAUGCAUCUUGUAUAUAAAGCAUUGGAAAAAUAUGCGAUACCAAGUGUACUUCCACCAGAAUUAAUGCCGCCUAAUAAAAGGAAAGACAUUAUUAUCUCUAAGACUAAGUCUCCUACACUGAUAGGCAUGGCAGUUACUGCACCACCAUCAUCGCAAUCACAAGUACCACCCUUAUCAAAUACGACGACUGUUAAGAGCUUGACUGGAUUAGAUGCUGUAAAAACAAGCGCGCAACAUUGGGUAGUUUCGGCUGAAGAUCAAAUAGCUGCGGAAAAGUUAUUUUUACAAGCUGACAUGGACAGAGAUGGAUUUGUCUCUGGUUUAGAAAUCAAGGAUGUCUUCCUACAAAGUGGACUUCCACAUUCUGUGUUAGCUCAUAUAUGGAGUUUAUGCGAUAUUUGUCAAAGUGGAAAAUUAAAUAAGGAACAAUUUGCCAUAGCUAUGUGGCUUAUCAAGCAGAAACUCAAUGGUAUAGAUCCUCCAACAAGUUUAACUCCUGAAAUGAUACCGCCUUCUAUACGGAAAGUUGGGGAAACUAUUGUGGUAAUUAUUAAAAUUCUUUUCUGA
Messenger RNA from Atta colombica, 1077 nucleotides. Its product is annotated as epidermal growth factor receptor substrate 15-like 1. Lineage: Eukaryota; Metazoa; Arthropoda; Insecta; Hymenoptera; Formicidae. Gene Ontology annotation, biological process: endocytosis; endosomal transport. Gene Ontology annotation, molecular function: cadherin binding; calcium ion binding. The record is from RefSeq and is a predicted model, not a curated record. The annotation marks the transcript as partial. Gene Ontology annotation, cellular component: plasma membrane; clathrin coat of coated pit; cytoplasm. The transcript has 5 exons.